AUGUCAGGACACGUGGGCCACCGACUGAGGUUCUCGGCCACGAGAAUACGGCCUCACCUUGGCCGACAUCUUCAGCAUGAGCCUCACAUACACCUCCAUCCCUUCCCAUCCCGAGUACGACUAUCUGCUGCCAGUCAGAGGAGGAAUUUUGGGGCUGCAGAUGCAGUAGGAUACCUCCUGAAGGGCUCAGAGCUCCUCAUCACCAACGUCCAUGAGGUCACAGCAACACCUUGGUUCAUCUCACUUCCCCUGGUCGCCGUCGUCGUCAGCGCCGUCAUCAGGGUACCCCUGACCCUGUACUCCAACAGCGUGCAGCGCAGGAAGGCAAAACUCUUCCCGCUGGUCCAGGCACAGUAUGCCCAGAUUGGCCUCGGUCUGCGGCGGAAGGCUGCGUCCAACGUCAUGGAGCGGGUCUCCAAGGCAGUCAAGUCGAGAAGCAAGAAGAUGUUCAAAGCCCUUGCUAUCAACGAGACCAGGUCCAUCUGGGGAGGCUUGAUCAGUCUGCCCAUAUUCCUGAGCAAUCUCGAGGUCAUCAGGACCAUGUGCGGAGGGCCACGCGGCCUGUUGGGGAGCUUCUUGUACGGAUGGCAAGGUCGAGAGGGCGCUGCCUCGGGCACAGCAACCGCGAGCCCUACAGCAACAUCUACGGCGGCCAGUUCUGGACUCGAGUCGCCUGCUGGGGAGCUACCGCCCGGCACAAACAUCAGCGAUCUUGCGGCCUCCGCGACAAGCCCAGAAACCCUCAACCCGCUCGCCCUGGAGCCCUCGUUCGCGUCAGGAGGCUGUCUGUGGUUCCCGGACCUGCUCGCGCCGGACCCAUACCACAUCCUCCCCUUCGCCGUCUCGGGAUUGCUCCUCAUGCACGUGAUUCCGCAGACGGAGGCUGAGCUGCGGAGCCUGUUAGGGAUGCGGCCCGCAGCCGGGUCGAGCAGAAUUGUGAUCGACGGGGCAAGGUCGCGGGGUUCGAUGGCCCUCCGGCGCCUGCUGGUAGUGAUUGCGCUGGCGAUCGGGCCGGCUACCAUGGACAUGCCCGUCGCGCUGCACCUUUACUGGGCGUCGUCUGUUGGAUGCAGCUUGGUUGUGAUCAAAGGCAUCAGGAGGCUCUUUCCUAUACCGCGGGUUCCAGUGAAGGCUUGUUCGGGCCUUGAGAUUCCCUUGAUGCGGCCCAAGCCGAAAUGA
Messenger RNA from Diaporthe batatas, 1179 nucleotides. RefSeq lists its product as uncharacterized. NCBI's taxonomy places the organism in Eukaryota, Fungi, Ascomycota, Sordariomycetes, Diaporthales, Diaporthaceae. The record is from RefSeq and is a predicted model, not a curated record. Gene Ontology annotation, molecular function: membrane insertase activity. Gene Ontology annotation, cellular component: mitochondrial inner membrane. Gene Ontology annotation, biological process: mitochondrial respiratory chain complex IV assembly; protein insertion into mitochondrial inner membrane from matrix. Bases 1 to 1179 code for a protein of 392 amino acids. The transcript has a single exon.